Molecule: messenger RNA, 2508 nt
Organism: Closterium sp. Naga37s-1
Lineage: Eukaryota; Viridiplantae; Streptophyta; Zygnematophyceae; Desmidiales; Closteriaceae
Source: the annotation of a GenBank genome assembly
AUGCCUCUUACCGAACGAGUGCAUUCAGAGGAGCACUCGCGACUCGCGUCAUGCACUGUGCUCGCAACGGCUCGUCGUUCCUCCCGCUUCCGCCGUGUCCUCUUCGUCCCCGCCGCUGUCUCUCCCUGUCUCUUCAUUUCCCGCCGUGCCUCCUUGUGCGGCGCGACCAACCAACUCUUCCUCUCUCCAACCAGACACACUUUUACUCGUGAACGCUGUAUCCUCCUAAUUUUGGAGAGCUUGACACUUCUUUCUUCUUCUCGGUCCAUCUCCCCCCGUCCCCACCUACCCGCGUCCCCGCGUUCCCACCAUCCCCACGUCUUCACGUCUUACCUCCCCACCUCCCGACCCCCUCCUCGUCCCAACCUGCGGCGGUGUUUGCGCAGGGUACUUGCGCCGGAGCCGAGCCAUUGCGCCUCGCACGCCGCGGCGAACCAAUCAUUGCUCUCCUCGAUCAGAAAGUCGCCGCCGCAUGCUGCCGAUGUCGCAUCAUCGCAUGCGACAAUUCUCGAUCCUCCACGUCCACUCGCGGCUGCUUAUUUUUCGCCAGUGUUGGGCGGUACGCACGCCUGCGAUUCGCGAGACGUUGCUGGAAACGCCGACACCGCCGGUGGUGGCGGCCGAGAAAAUGCGGCAGAUGGAAACGACUGUCCUGGCAGCAGCGGCGACGGCGAGAUCACGGAUCGGAGUGGCGGCGGCGGCAGCGGCGGCAGAGUCGGCGGCAGCGGUGGAUACCAGGGCGCGGCGCGCAUUGGAGGAAGCAACGGCGUUCAGCUGCGCGCCUUUGAAGAGAGCACCGCCGCGACGUGCGGCGGGGAAGUCGCCGGCCGUCGUCGCGCUGACUGCGACGAGCGCCGCUACCACGAGCAGAACGGCUUCUGGCAGCCGUCCGUCUCCGCGAAGCGAAAGCGGCCAUUCUGCUACGACGACGGCGGCGAUGGCGACUCGCUGGAAGGAAGGACUUAUGAGUCGACGAGGCGCCUUACUUGUACGCCUCAAACGUCAUUCUACUAUGAGUCGUUGGCAGGACUGUCGGACCCAAGCUGCGCCGAUCAUUGCGCAUCAAUAUGCCUCGCAGGCGAUUGGUCGACGAGCAGACGGCCGCCGGUGGACUUGACGGAGUCCGGCAAUGUUACGGCGGCAGAACAACUUGUUGCAGGUGGCGGUCGGCAGGAUGAACAGCCUUUCGGUAAUCCGCAAAACCGGUAUCAUCCGCACAGCCAUUCUCAGCAAGCCCCCAUUGCCGGCCUCUUCGAGCAUCCACGGGGGCAUCCGGCGGCAGAGGGGACACGUGCGACUGCGAGCGGCGCGGCUGAAUGCGCAAGCGUUAACGAGACGGCGAGAGAACCCGCCGCCUCAGGGGAUACUGGCGGAACGGGCGGAUGGGGGGACUGCAGCGCAGAGGGAAACCCUAUCGCGGCUGGCGCAGCGCUAGCGCGCGCACCGACUGGCGGAGUCCGCCUGGGCGGAGUGACUGCGCCGGCCCAUCAAGCCGUCCACGCACAGGCGCAGGAGCGUGCCGCUCAGACAGCCCCAGAGCAGGAACGAGCGCCGGAACCGCCAGCCGGAGGGACGAGCGGAAAGGCACGCAUAGCAGCCGAUGCAGCAGGUGGUGCAUGCGCAGGCGCAGACAUGGCAACAGGCGCAGCGGCGGCAGGUGCGGGUGGUUCGUUAGGUCCGCCCCCCAUCCUUCCGCCUUCCAUGGUGGCCCUCCCUGCAACUGCCCUGCUGCCACUGCCCUGGCAGCACCUGCUGCCCCACCGCCCCUCCACCCACGUCCUGCUACCGCUGCCCUCUCCUCCCCAUCUCCCCGCUUUGCCCCAGCCCUUGCCGCAGUUGCUUACAUCACAGCCCCAGAUACUAUCACAGCCUCAGUUGCUAUCACAACCCCGCCUGCUUAUAUCACAGCCCCAACUAUCAUCACAGCCUCAGCUGCUUAUUGCACAGCCCCAGUCCUCAUCACAGCCCCCACUCCAGUCUCCUCAGCCCUUCCAGUCGUCCCCCCUCGUCCAAGCACCGUGGCCUGCCAUUGCACCCACACCAACACACAGGGUCGGUUUCUCGACCGUUGCCCCCCACCCUCUGCCUGCCAACUCUUCUGCACUCGCCGUCACUGGUGCUGCCGCAGGUGGCGGGCGGCAUGGGGUGGGCGGCGGUAAGGGGGAGGGCAUGGUGGGCGAUGAGGGUUGUGAUCAAGGGCAAGGGCAUGAUGGCGAUGAUGAUGCGACGAAUCAGCGCAAGCAGAGGAGAAUGCACUCCAACCGGCAGUCAGCCAAGCGCAGUCGCCUUCGCCGCCAGCAGCUGCUGGAGAAGCUGGAGAUGGAUGCUGCAAAGCUGAGGGUGGAACACAGUACGUUGUGUCGGAGAGAGGCGGAAGCAACAGAGAGAGCUGCUGAGCUGCAACAGCAGCAAGUGAGGUUGCAGCAGGAGAGGGACGCAGUAUUAGCGAGAGUGAAAGAGCGUGGUUCUGGCAGGCACUUGCAAGAGCAAGGGCUACGGGUCCAUUGA